CAGGGAGGAAGUUGGCUGGACUGAGGGAAGGGUAUGUAGCUCAGACCAAAACCCCUCAUGUAAGUAUUAGGAGCUCCUAACUUCCUUGCCUCCCUGGACUAUAGCCUGCUUCUGCCUAGGGUUCCCUCAAACCUGGAACUGAGAGAUGCAGCAAACCCAGUCUGGACCCUGUGGACACCUUCAGGGAGCCCAAACAUCUCACAGGAGAGGUUACUUUAAUUGGACCAGCUGCAUCACCCUCCACCCCAAUUUUGCAAGUGGAGCUCCCUAAGCAAGGACAGAGCGCCACCUGCUGAACCUCCCAAAUGCAUGACUAGCUCUGGCAAUGCGUACAUCAACCUCAUCAUCAAUGUGGACAUCCUUGGAGAGUAUCCUGCCAAGGCUCAUUCCAGGGUCUCAGCUUCUUCUGUACGUACAUGGAGAGAUCAAUGACUGUGCUUCAGAUAUUCCUCUAUCACCCUAACCAAGACAAAGGGAUCUUUGGAGACAUCCCUCAUCACCUGGAGCACGACACUACCCAUCUAGUCAUCGGGAGAGGCCAGAAUGCCCAUCUCAAAUUUGGGCUUCCUGGCAUCUCUCGCCACCAUAUAUCCCUGGAGCCCUAUCUGGAGAAGGGAAAUGGCUGCCUGACAUUCUGUCUGAAGAUCCUGAGCAGAAGUGGCAGUGUGUGGGUGAAUGGACAGACCUUGAAAUACCUGGAGCAAGUCCCACUGAUGGUAGUUAGCAAGGUCAUAUUUUCUGGAGUCCAGAUGGUUAUUCAUAUUGAGGGCGGUGCUUCUCUAGAGAAGUUUGCCUGCUGUAUCCAUUUCAGUGGCUCACCCCUGAUUUACAGGGCAAAGGCAGAAGAGACGGAUGAGUUUGAAGCCAUCCAAGAGGACCCAGAGCUCCCACAGGAGACCAGGGAGUUGAAUUAAUUCCAGUAUUUGUGGAGUUUUGACUUGAAUCUUUAGUAUCUCAAGACAACCUUUCCCCCAGUAGAGCUGGACAAGGAGGAGAAACAGAAAUAUAGCCCACAAGGGAGUUUUAGGACAGUAAGUUUCACUAGCCCACUGGGUGAAAAGAACUCCCUUGCUGAUUAAAAGAACUUAAGAUAUUAAAACGAGUUCCCUAGAGUCUAACACGGCAUGGCCUGCUGGCCCAGCUCUAAUAAUGAGCUAAUUCUAGAAGGAAUAAAAUGUCUUAAAUGGUUACAUCUAUGGAAGGUAACUGUAUAACCUCAUAUAUUUUUAAAGGCCCUGUGGGGCCUCCAAGAUGGGGGAAACUAUGUGUAAGCAUGUCUUCAUAUAUGGUGUUUGAUUUUUCCCCCCUAUAUCACCCUCUUGCUUAAAUGUGGGUUAUUUUAUGUUGUUAAUUUUGUGUUCUGUCUCCAGUGUGGUAGAUUUAAGUUACUGAAGGAAUGUACCAACAUAUGUAGCAAUUAUGUUUGUGGUGAUAUGAAGUUACCUAUGACUUUUAAAUCCUCAUACGCACUUAAGGCUUAUGAAAGUCUGUAUUUAAUAAAAAUAUAUGUAUUUCAUUAAGUAGGCAUAUUUAAUAGAAUUUUCUGCUCUUCAACUGCAUCAAAUGUACCUCUGUGUUAUCAUCCAGAGAAAGGGAAAUGAAAUAAAAAAGGCAUUAAGUGUAAUGGAAGAGACUGAUUCUAGCGUAGUAGACAGAACCCUGCACAAGGAAUCAGGGGACCUGACCUCUCUAGUUCUUAUUGCAGCCAACUCCCUCUGACCUUGGGUAUGACCCCUCAGUUCUUUCAUCUAAAUGAGGGAGUUAGACUAAAUCUUCUCCCUCUUAGUUUCAGUAAUAGAUGACUUUUCAUAUCUAUAUUUCUCCCUUUGAAAAGCCAGAGACAGAAAUCAAAGGUUCAUGAUUCUGGAGCUAGAAGACAAAUCAAAAGUCAUGUCUUCUAACUCGUUCAUUUUACAGAUGAGGAAACUAAGGUCUGAAAGGGCUAAUGACCUGCCCAAGGUCACCUUAAACAAGACAGUGAGUGAUCUCAAUUAGAAACAAAAUCAAGGAAUCUUAAAGUCCAAGUGGACUUCAGAAGCCAUUUAGCUCAACCUUUCCAUCAUUUAUAUGAUAAGUAUUUAUUAAGCAUCUCUAUGCAAACGUGGUUUACUUUUUUGUUUUGUUUUGUUUUGGUUUUUUGUGGGGCAAUGAGGGUUAAGUGACUUGCCCAGGGUCACACAGCUAGUAAGUGUCAAGUGUCUGAGGCCGGAUUUGAACUCAGGUCCUCCUGAAUCCAGGGCCGGUAUUCUAUCCACUGCGCCACCUAGCUGCCCCAAGUGGUUUACUUUUACUGAGCUCCCUGAAGAGCAGGGACUGGCUUUUGAAUUUUUUGUGCUUAACACAGUGUCUGAUACAUAAUAGGUGCUUAAUAAAUGCUUAUUUACUAUUUACUAUAGACUAGGACUUAAGGACAGAAAGGCAAAACCAAGUCCCACCCUUCAAGACCUUACAUUGUACUGGGGAAAACAAUAUAAGAUAUAUGCAAAAUGAAUACAGAGUAAUUUUCAUGCAUGGAAGAAACUAAUAGACAAUUUUAUAAGUUGCUGUGGCCCAAAAAGUUUAUCGUGCUAUGUAUGGUCAGGCUUCUUUCUGUGAGUCUUUCUAAACUGAGCUAGGUUGGAUCUUGAAUGACAAUCAUCCAGUUCAACCUGAAGCCCAUCCUGAAGUGUUUCCAGCUCGGGAGGACUUGUGAGAGUACACCAUCCACUUGUUAAGGGCUAAAAUUCUAGCUAGUCUGUCUAAAAUAUCUAAUGAGUGGUCGCCAAUCAAUUACAAGCUUUAGCAAGAGUUAGACUUUUAAGCAUUUAUU
Molecule: messenger RNA, 2809 nt
Organism: Dromiciops gliroides (monito del monte)
Lineage: Eukaryota; Metazoa; Chordata; Mammalia; Microbiotheria; Microbiotheriidae
Gene: TIFAB
Product: TIFA inhibitor
Exons: 4
Coding region: 417-914 (165 amino acids)
Biological process (GO): canonical NF-kappaB signal transduction
Molecular function (GO): protein binding
Source: RefSeq, a predicted model, not a curated record